Notodromas monacha is the source of this 2082-nucleotide messenger RNA. The record is from the annotation of a GenBank genome assembly. NCBI's taxonomy places the organism in Eukaryota, Metazoa, Arthropoda, Ostracoda, Podocopida, Cyprididae.
AUGGAAGGCGGCGGCUCGAGCAUAUCAGAGCCUUUGGAUACGAAGCCGGCGUUACCGGUAUCACCGCCAGCUCCUCCUUCACGAGCUCCUUCUGUACCACCACCAUCACAAGUACCACCGCCGCCGCCGCCGUCGUCCACGCGGUCCGAAUCGCCCCUCUCCGACUCCAACAAUAUCGACGCCGGUGAGGACUGUCCUCAUCCGUUGUCCCAACGACCGUCUCCACAUCCGCCUCCUGCUAUUGCUCCUGGUCAUCCAGCAGCAGCAGCAACACAGCCGCCGCCACAACAACAACCACCACCGCCGCCGUCGCUGCACCCGUUUCUCCAGUCCCUGAUCCAGCACCAGCACUUGCAGUCCCUUCCGCCGCCGCAGCAGCAGCAAUGGCUCCAAGCCGCCUUGUCCUCGCAAUUGUUCCUCCCACAAUUGCCGCAUCCGUUCCUCAAACUCCGACCGCCAUCCUUGGUCGCACAAGCGCAGGGUGCCGCACAGCUGCCGCCGCCACCACAACUGACGGCGUCGCAUCCUCAGCUUCCUCCGUCCUCGUCAUCGUCGUCUUCGUCAGCGUCGCGUCCUGGCACGAGUGCUGCCCGCCUUGCUGCCGCCGCCAUGGACGCCUCCUGCGUCGUGUGUCGCCGCGUGUUGGACACGUCGGGCUCGGAUUGUCUCGUGUUGGCGGCACUCACGCUGACGGCGUCCAGUGGCACUUUCAGCGAGAAGCUAGAGGACAUUGUAGGCGUCCGUUUGUCGGCCUUGGGUCGAGCUGCCGACCUCAUCUGCAAGCGUUGUAUGGGUCUCGUGAGUCUCGUCGACCGGAUGGAACUCGAGUUGUCGGCGGCCAAGGAGCAAGUCGUUGUCGAAGAACGGGACUUGAAACCGUUUGACGAAAUUGAUGAGGCGGACAUGGACGAGCUGGAUGAUCCGCACGGUGAGGAAAUCAUGGACCUGAGUCGACAGCAGCAAGUGGCGCCCAUUUGUUGCGAGUUUUGCGAAGCGAGCUUUUCCAAGGCGCAUCGCUACGAGUACCACGUGAACAAGACGCAUUUGAAACAGGCCCCGUACGGGUGCAAAGUGUGUGGACGAGGCUUUUUCUCCGACUUGGCACUAGUGGCGCACAUGGCCAAGAGACGCCACUUUGCCUGUGCCGCGGAGCAGUUGUUGCGACUGGAUGACGCCGCGACGGCGGUGUUUGACCCGGGCUCGCAAUUGACUCGUUGGCGGUGCCCGAGUUGCGACGUGAGUUUGAGAAGCAAGCCGGCGUUGCGACUCCACGUGGCGUCGACGCAUGUGCCACCGAGAGGCAAGUACCAGUGUCGACACUGUGGUCUAGGAUUCAUGCAGCUCGCUGCAUUGGAAACACACGUGAAUCGAGAGCAUCUCAAGCAUCCGCCGAUCCCGUGCGACGAUUGCGACCGGGUGUUUUUUUCCGAGGCGGCGUUGGCGGGGCAUAAGGCGGCGUCGAGGCGCCGGUUUGAGUGUCAUGUGUGCAAGCAGGAUUGCGGCUCUCCGCAGGCGUUGCAGGUCCACGCGCAGGCUGUGCACGGAGGUGCGGGUCAGGUCUUGGCCUGUCCCCUGUGCUUCAUGUUAUUUCCGUCCGAGGGCAGUUUGAUGCAGCAUCAGAGGACGGGAUGCGCCGGAUUGGCGGCUGCUGCGAUGACGAUCACGUUUCCGCCGCCGCCGCCAGAUGGACACGGGGGUGGCGGAGGAGGAGGAGGAGGAGGAAGUCUUGGCGGCGGCGGCGGCGGUGGUGGUGCCGGUAUGCUCAUGAGCCCGAUGAAGAGCUUCUUGUGUCGCAGUUGCGGCGAGACGUAUCGCACCAAGGACGCCCUGGACCGGCACCUCUGGCUCGUGCAUUCCAUCAAGGCGGAAAACGUCAUCAUUUAUAGGUGCGACGAGUGCGGGAAGGAGUACACUAAGAAGCAGCGUUACGACACCCACAUGAUGCUGCAUCGAGGGGAGCGGCCGCACCGGUGCCCGUAUUGUAAGUAUGACACCAAUAUCCGCGGGAAUCUCCGACUCCACGUCAAGAACGUUCAUAAGGUCGAGUUGCCGCUGAUGCGUCGCAAGCGAGGUCAGGAUUGA